Chroicocephalus ridibundus (black-headed gull) is the source of this 1590-nucleotide messenger RNA. RefSeq names its product interleukin-5 receptor subunit alpha-like. Gene Ontology annotation, cellular component: external side of plasma membrane. The record is from RefSeq and is a predicted model, not a curated record. Lineage: Eukaryota; Metazoa; Chordata; Aves; Charadriiformes; Laridae. The transcript is spliced from 10 exons. The coding region runs from base 1 to 1290 and encodes 429 amino acids. Gene Ontology annotation, molecular function: protein binding; cytokine receptor activity. Gene Ontology annotation, biological process: cytokine-mediated signaling pathway.
AUGGCACGUGUUACCGUUGCUUCUGUCAUGCUGAUAAUAAGUUUUUUCCAGCGUAAGACACUAUUUUCCACUAGCUUGGCAAGUGGACAACCAGAUGCAGUAGAUGAUCUUGGGCUACAUAAUAUUCUGUGGAUUACCAAGCAUGAGUCAAGAGUUAUCUUGUCCUGGAACAAUAACCUGACAGAAGAAGAAACUGAGAAUUACACUGUGAAGUAUAUUUUGAGUUAUAAAUUCUUCAAUACCACUCAUGAAAGAAAAGAAAGACUGCAGGAGAAGAAAAAGAUAAUACGUCUUGAGUUACAUUCUGGUUUUAAUGCUAAAGUUAAAACACAACUUCUUGCAAAAGAAACAGAAGACAUAAUUAAGGAGAGUGGCUGGACAGAAUUUACUUACAAGGCACCUCCAGUAUAUAUUCAGAAUCUUUCAUGCAUCAUAUAUAACAUUUCUUUUUUCAAUUGCACCUGGCAUAUUAAAACAGAAGCUCCUGAAGAUACCCAGAUCUUUUUUUCAUACAGACACGUAGGAAAAGAUUUUGAAUGCCAGCAAUAUAUAAAAAAUGCAAGGAAGAAAAAUAUUGGAUGCCAUAUGAAAGAGAUAUAUUUCCAACCAUCAAGAAAAAUCAAUUUAAACAUAACUGUAAGAGAUCUGAGAAAUAAUUCAGGAGGACUGUCUUAUUACAAAGCUUUUGUACCUCAGACAAUAGAGAAACUGAACCCGCCGAUCAACGUCUCUGUUUCCCUUGAAAACAGAAGUAUUAUAAUUCACUGGAAACCCCCGCCUACUAUUGGUUCUGCAAGAAGCAAGUGCUUUUUGUAUCAAGUGAAAAUAACAGAUCGUAAGAUUGUAGAUGUCACUGCAGAGAAAUAUGAGUAUCCGUUUCAUAAACCAGCAAAAAAAUGUGCAGCACAAGUGAGGGUAAAGAAAGAUGUAUGCAUAAGAAACAAGAUUUGGAGCGAAUGGAGUGAACCAGUGUUUAUUCACAGUGAAAAGACAGUGGAUGUCAUGCUGCUAAGCCUCACCUUGUUUUGCCUCCUGAUUUUCCUUGGAGGUUUGCUGAUAUGUGCAUUUAGAAGGUAUAGAUGCCUGGAAGUUAUAACCACACCUGUUCCACAUCCUUCAGAUAAUAUCAAAACUUGGUUAGCUGCAGAUGAGACUCACCACCAGAAACAAAUGUCAAUGCAAAUGGAGAUGCACUCAGAGGUUACUAUGGGAACACCAGAAGAGAACGGAGACGAGAUCAUUCUCAAACAGUGGAGACGUUUGAAGGCAUCUGGAUUAGAAAACCCGUAGGGAGGAUGCACUUUUUUUAUCUAUAUGCAAGAGUUACCUUUCUGUGAGGUGGACAAUAUUUUGACAGAUCUAAGAAAAGCUGAUACUGGAGUUUGUCUGAGCCCAAUAAUUUGAAAUAUUUUGAGCUCUGACAUUGUGCAACUCUUAAAAUGAGCUUUGGAUCACAAAGGCAAAACAGUACCUUGCAGUUUGUCUCUACUACUGAUCUUCAGCCCAGUAAAAUCACAGCACCUCAGACAAUAUGAUCUAAUAUUGAAGUCCGCUUGGGUUAAAAUGGAAUUGGAGUUAGUGUUUCGUAAU